GCCUAUAGCCACACCUUUAAAAUGGAGGACAGUACAUGGUCCAAUGGUGAUGCUGGUUUCAAGGUCUCAGUGGAAUCACUCCAUACUACAAGAGUCAAGGAGAUCAACUAUGAUGGAGAAGAGAUAUAUGAAGGGAGACCUUCUCUCUCUCAGAAACUAAGUGAAUUAGCUCAACAUGUUGACUUUAGAGAAGAGAGAGCUGAUGAUGAUAAUGACAGAGAAGAAGGAAAGAAGAAACAAGAGGAGGAGGAGGAGGAGGGAGUUUCUGGUCCUACAACUAAGAAACCAAGUCAUCGCUGGCCAUGGGAAUUCGCACACAAAACUCAAGUACAUAAAGACAUGUAUUUGUAUAAACAAGAGUAUAAAUCAUGUAUCAAUGUAUUGCAUGCAUAAAGUGGGAAAGAGGAAGAGAAUAUUAAUGUUAUGUAUCAU
This is a messenger RNA of Amphimedon queenslandica, 432 nucleotides long. RefSeq names its product mediator of RNA polymerase II transcription subunit 17-like. The record is from RefSeq and is a predicted model, not a curated record. Bases 22 to 393 code for a protein of 123 amino acids. NCBI's taxonomy places the organism in Eukaryota, Metazoa, Porifera, Demospongiae, Haplosclerida, Niphatidae. The transcript is spliced from 2 exons.